Linum tenue is the source of this 1787-nucleotide messenger RNA. The record is from the annotation of a GenBank genome assembly. Lineage: Eukaryota; Viridiplantae; Streptophyta; Magnoliopsida; Malpighiales; Linaceae.
AUGGGGUUUCCGAACAUUAUGAGGGUUGAGGCGGAUGGAAGGAGAGGUGGAAUUUGGCUCUGUUGGGACGCGAAAGUCUUCACCAUUGAAUUGAUCUCAGCCUGCUUUCAGCACCUCACGGUGAGAGUCACGGGCACGGCUACGCCACCCUGGCUCCUGACAGCAGUCUAUGCGAGCCCUAAGCAGGAUUUGCAACGGUUUUUAUGGCAGGCCAUCGAGAACACCAGAGAGGAGUUUGACCUUCCUUGGCUCCUCACUGGGGAUUUUAAUGCCAUCCGUACCCCUUUGGAGCAAGCGGGCAUAGUUACGAAUGCCACCUUUCGCCGCUGCCAACGUUUCAAUGAGAGGAUCGAUCAGGUUGAGUUCAUUGACCUUGGUUACUCAGAACUGCGCUUCACCUGGACCAGAGGAGAACACCCUGACUCCUAUAAAGCCAGUAGGAUCGAUCGGAGCUUAUGCAACUCGUCAUGGAAUGACAGCUUCCCCAACAUGUCGGUUCUCCACCUGCCUCGCCUCCACUCCGAUCAUCACCCCAUAUUAACCUCGACAGGAAUUCAGGGAGUUCACUCAUCCCCUUCUCGUCCUUUUCGUUUUGAGGGUGCUUGGUUAACUCAUGAAACUUAUGUUGAUUUCCUAUCCACCAGCUGGGACUCGCAAGCACCACUUCAUGAGGCUCUGAAGAAAGCGGCGGAGAAGCUAGCUGAGUGGAACAGAUCUACCUUUGGCAAUGUUCUACAAAAGAAGAGGAGACUUCUCAGGCGUAUCGAUGGCAUUCAAGCUAGGGUGGCAAAUGAGUUCUCCCCGGGACUGUUCAAACUGCAAACGAAAUUAGAGAAAGAGCUAGAUGAGGUUUUGGAGCAAGAAGAGAUCCUGUGGUUCCAAAGGGCUAGGGAGAAGUGGGUGAAAUUCGGCGAGCAUAACACGGCAUACUUCUACCAGCAAUCGAUCAUCAGAAUACGAAGAAACAGAAUAGAGUGCUUGAAGAACAGCUCGAGAGUUUGGAUUUCUGAUCCCCGGGAGCUGGCAGCUCUGGUUUUUUAUUUUUUCUCCCUUCUGUACUUGUAGGAUGACCAGGAAUACACCGAUGAGAUGCCCAAACAAGCCUUUCCGAGGAUGCAGCAGGAAGAUCUUCUCUUGCUUUUGCGACCUUUCACUGAGGCGGACAUCCAUGGAGCGGUUCAUGACAUGAAACCUUUUCAAGCACCUGGACCGGAUGGAUUUCAAGCCAUCUUCUACCAGAAAUCGUGGCAGGUGGUCGGUAAGGCUUUGUGUGAUUUGGCCCUUAGCUUCUUUUCCUCAGGUGAGUUGCCGGAAGAAGUGGUGGAAUCUACAGUGGUGCUCAUACCCAAGGUGGAACAGCCGGAAAUGGUCUCUCAGCUUCGUCCGAUCUCUUUGAAUAACGUGUGUUUGAAGGCCAUCACCAAAGCCAUUACCAACAGGCUCAAACCCAUUAUGAGGAAACUUGUUUCUCCGAGGCAGAGUAAUUUCAUCCCUGGGCGCCAGACCACAGAUAACAUUAUUGUUUUGCAAGAAGUUUUACACUCUCUUAGGAAAAAGAAAGGGAAAAGAGGGGGGACUGUGUUGAAGAUUGACCUCGAGAAAGCAUAUGACCGACUUAGGUAGGAGUUUCUGCGGGAUACUCUCAAAGAAGUAGGUCUCUCCGGCUCGUGGAUUAACUGCAUCAUGUUUUGUGUGGAGCAUAACAGGAUGAGACUGCUGUGGAAUGGAGAACUCUCAGCCCCUAUUACUCCGACUAGAGGAGUCAGGCAGGGAGAUCCCCUAUCGCC